CAGGAACAGAUCCUUUCAAGAACGUCCUACGAGACCGCCUAGAAAUGGAUAUCUUGCUGGAUUUUUGGCUCGAUGUAGCACAGGCGGCACAUUUGUAUAAAAGAUACAUUCGACACCAGGCCAAGCAACUACCUUGUCUGAAUAAACCUCAUCCCUCGGAUCUGACACUAUCCGACGGCAGAACUUCCACCUCCUCCAACUUUCCCGAUCUUCUCACACGCAUGUUACUCAUCCAACCGCGUCCAUCAAUGGCAACGACUGUUCAUUCGGCCACAUCGACACAGAGCAGCAGGAGGCCGACACAGGAAGAAAUGGCAGAGGUCAUUGAACGAAUUUACCUAAGAUACAUUGUACCUAACGCCGAGAAGGAAAUAACCCAGCUUCCGUCAGAGAUCAGGCAGGCCAUCACGCACCAUUUCUCUAAUGACGAUUAUCUACACCAUAAGCGGCUAGGACCCGAGGAUCCCGCUAUCUUUUUACAGGCCAAGCAGUUUGUCUAUCAGCAGCUAGAAACAACUUUCCCUUUGUUUAUAAAGUAUAAAGUAUUCAUGAACCUUACACUUUUUCAGCAAGUGGGCCGUUUAGCACUCGGUUUGUUUCUUUUAUUCAUUGGCUUUUCACUUGAACUCUCCUUGAUCUUUUUAGAUGUGUUUCCAUGGCAACAGCGAUUAUGGGUAAAAUAAAACAUCUGUAUGUUUUGAUGGGGAGACUUAUUUUUUGUUCUGUAGGGUAUUUUACCGAUAGGAUUAGGUGUAUUUUCGAUUGUUACUUCUGUUAUCGGUAUCGAUCCUAUAUGGGUUUUAUGUU
Messenger RNA from Rhizopus microsporus ATCC 52813, 807 nucleotides. RefSeq lists its product as uncharacterized. The coding region runs from base 45 to 683 and encodes 212 amino acids. Gene Ontology annotation, biological process: intracellular protein localization. The transcript has a single exon. Lineage: Eukaryota; Fungi; Mucoromycota; Mucoromycetes; Mucorales; Rhizopodaceae. Gene Ontology annotation, cellular component: plasma membrane. The record is from RefSeq and is a predicted model, not a curated record.